AGUGACACUCCCAGACAGAGUAGUCUGUGCAUUCUACAAUUCGCUAGACCACGACCAAAGGCCAGUGGGACACGAUUAUUGUUUCAGCCCUCUUCACCGACCUCGUAAAAAUAACCAAAUCACAAGCGAUCAGGAAAACAGAUUUCCCUUUUCCGGACAUUGGUCGCUAAACAUCCCGCCAAAUGAAGGGUAUCCACGAAAUAAGCAUCAGCCUCACGUCGGCCGCCGUUACUCCACAGUGGAAUGAAAGCCAUCCCAACUGCUCGGUUCUUAUCUGCUUAGCUAUAAUUAGGUAGAUUCAGCUCUUCUCAUUGGAGUCGUUGACUCGAUGUGGGAAUUCUGUGAACGGCGGCGGGAGAUAGCCGAAUGUUGGGCUGGACUGAGAUCUGCAAGAAUGCUGAUGUUCGCUGCUCGGGUUAGACUUCAGAGUUGUCACCUUGCAAUUCCUCGACUGAGAAGUCCUGCACCUCCUUCGGAACAGCUACAACCUCAACAAGACGGUGAUUCCGCUGCAUUAAAUCUUCUCAACAUCUCCACCUACUUUUCUAUACGCAACACGAACUAUGACCCUCCACACCCUUCCCUUCCUAAUCCGCGGCACCGUCAACCCGGGCGUGCUGGCCGGAACAGCAGUAGCAACCGCCGAAGACGACAAACACAACCACAACGCCUCCACACACUCAAAGAUAAUUGGCAUAGUCAUCUCAGUCUCCCUCCUACUCAUCCUCAUCGUAGGCGCCGUCUGCUACGAUCGAAGCCGGAAGCGGAAAGCGAGACAAGGAGAGAAGUUGAGGGAGAUACCCGAGGAAGAGGCGAGGCCUAUGGUGCAGCAGGAGGUUGAGGUGCCGAGACCGUUGGUUUUGCAGCAGCAACAGCAUCCGGGAUACUUCCCGCCGCAGGGCGAGACGAUGUAUGGUGGCGGUGGGUAUGGACCUGG
Molecule: messenger RNA, 937 nt
Organism: Mollisia scopiformis
Lineage: Eukaryota; Fungi; Ascomycota; Leotiomycetes; Helotiales; Mollisiaceae
Exons: 2
Coding region: 329-841 (170 amino acids)
Source: RefSeq, a predicted model, not a curated record